CGCUGAGAUGACCUACCGAGCACCGAAGCGUCUCGCGUCUCGCGUCCGCGGAUUCUGAGGGCAAAUAACCGCGGAGGAGCGCAUCCGAAGCGGCUCGGGUCGUUGUUUCACUGCGCGGAUCGAAAACUACAUCCAUCCAUCCAUCAGUCGCGGAGCGUGAGAUGACAAAGUGAAAGAACCUGGAGAUGUCUCAGAAGAAGAUAUUCCUAGUAUUGAUUGCAAUCAGUACGGUCAGCUUGCUUCUGCACCAUGGGGGUCACUUGAACUUGACGCUGGAGGCAUUCUGGUUGGGCUGUCCAUCCUCCAUGGCCUCCUCAACCCAGGGCAGCAGUGGACCUUCUGCUAAACACACCAGUGUAGCCUUCCUUAAGACGCACAAAACGGCCAGCUCCACUGUGCAGAACAUCCUCUUCCGCUUUGCUGAACGCAACAACCUCACUGUGGCGUUGCCUAUUACCACCUGUGACCACCAGUUCUGCUACCCUCGACCGUUCAGUGCCCACUUUGUUCACCCACACACCACGCCACCUGACAUCAUCACCAAUCACUUACGAUUCAGCCGGGCUGAGCUACGACGCCUCAUGCCCAACAACACAAUCUACAUCACGAUAUUGCGGGAACCGGGAGCAAUGUUUGAGUCUCUGUUUACCUACUUCAAUCAGUACUGUCUUAGCUUUAAACGUGUCCCAAAUGGCUCUUUAGAGACUUUCCUGGACCACCCUUGGAGCUACUAUCGUCCAGAAGAGAAGGAUUCAAUGUAUGCGAGAAAUACACUGACCUUUGACCUAGGCGGUGAUAAAGACCGGCCAUCUUCAGAGGCGCCAGGAUAUGCGAAACGAUUCGCUGCAGAAAUGGAGCGAGUUUUCUCGUUAGUUAUGAUCUCAGAAUACUUUGACGAAUCCUUGGUGCUGCUCCGCCGCUUAUUGUCUUGGGAUCUCGACGACGUUUUGUACGUCAGUCUCAACAUGCGCACACCUGACUCCAAGAGCAGCCUUUCCAGUGAAAAUACGGCCAAAAUCAGAGCCUGGAAUGCUAUAGAUUCGGAACUGUAUGAUCACUUCAAUGCCUCGUUGUGGCGACAGCUGAGAGCAUUGGGACUAGUGUGCGUUGAGCGAGAAGUCCAGCUGUUGCGUCAGUCUCGUGACCGACUUGUCCGCAGCUGCUUCGGAGGGCAUUUGCCACCGCUUCGCUCUGCUGCACAGAUCACGAAUAAGGAAUUACGGCCUUGGCAGCCCAGUGCCAAAGUGGAAAUUGUUGGGUAUGAUUUACCAGUUAACAUGACUCAAAAAGGCCAUGUUCCUCCACGAGAUGAGUGUUUAAAGAUGGUAAUGCCAGAAGUGCAAUACACACGGCUGUUGCUGCGCUCAGAGUCCCUACGUUAUCGAAAGCGGUUUCCAUUACGUAGCUCCCAGCAGACUUUACGAACCGUGGGACAAGUACGGGCACACAAAGAAUCCCCAGCUCCAAGUUUGAAUCCGCGACCCUCAGAGUCUAUGGCUCGGAGCACCAAAGGAGCGCUACGGCUUUCCCAAUAACCAGUGUGAAAGGAUAGUUAAACUUCUUUUCUUUUAUUCCCCGUUCCUUGCAGCUAAAUGUCCAGAGAUGUUGGAAUUACUUGAAAGCUUGAGGUCUUACCUCAUUUGUAUUGGAUGUGAGCACAACCAAACGUACGCUCACAGCUCUUGUUCUAAAAGUAGAAAAAAUAUUUGUGUUUCUCAAAUUAAAAUGUAAAAUG
Molecule: messenger RNA, 1735 nt
Organism: Sinocyclocheilus grahami
Lineage: Eukaryota; Metazoa; Chordata; Actinopteri; Cypriniformes; Cyprinidae
Product: galactose-3-O-sulfotransferase 3-like
Exons: 3
Coding region: 186-1535 (449 amino acids)
Biological process (GO): glycolipid biosynthetic process
Cellular component (GO): membrane
Molecular function (GO): galactosylceramide sulfotransferase activity
Source: RefSeq, a predicted model, not a curated record